Molecule: messenger RNA, 863 nt
Organism: Aspergillus aculeatinus CBS 121060
Lineage: Eukaryota; Fungi; Ascomycota; Eurotiomycetes; Eurotiales; Aspergillaceae
Product: SRR1 family protein
Exons: 2
Coding region: 176-808 (210 amino acids)
Source: RefSeq, a predicted model, not a curated record
UUCCUUCUUUCUAUUGCUGUUUUUGUCGAGUCGAAACACCCAGGCGGAACGCAACUAACCACAUCAUCCCCACAGCGGCCCCGUUGGCCUCGUGUAUCACUCCUGGGGCGUCUUCGUCGGGCACGCCGCCGAGAAAAAGUACCUGGACGCCGCCUCGUACUGCCGGAUCGUCCCCAUGCACGUGCAGCAGUGGAUCCACCCGGAGACCGACGAGAUCUUCGUGCUGCCCCCGCGGCCCGUCGAGGAGCCCAGUCGACUCCUGCGCAGCGCGGUCUUCGCGUGGGAGCCCAGUGCCACCUGGGCGGCCGUCCGCGAGGUGCUGGUGGCGGCGCGCGAGAAGCACACGAUCACCAACUUCGUGGGCCUCGCGUGCGGGCCGAUGUUUGGGGCGAGCCCGUCGGCGACGCAGCACGCGCUCGUCUGGAUGAUCAUCCGACUCUUCCGCCGGGACGGCAAGGGCGAGUCGGACGAGCCCUUGGCCUGCUCGCUGCAGGACCCGAUCUACGACGCCCAGGAGAAGCGCCUGCUGAACCUGCUGAAGAUGACCGUCGUCGAGGACCCGCAGGCUUUCCUGGAUGUGGAGGAUUCCUCGAUCGUCUUCACCUGCAACUCGGACGUGCCGGUCAAGGAGAUCGUGCUGGAUAUCGCGCGUCCUGCUAUCAUGAUCAUUGACGAUAUCACACGUAUCAACUCGAUCUACGACCCUGUCACUAAUCGCGUGCUCAAGGCGAUCGGGGACUCGUAUGAGAUGUUUGACUUCCCGGACCAUGAGGCAUUCGGGAAGAUGGCUAUCUACGUGAGAAAGUAGAUGCGCAUCCGAUGACUUGCAUGACCGAGAUGAUGGGAUGGUUGGGAAUGUAUUU